Molecule: messenger RNA, 1288 nt
Organism: Volvox carteri f. nagariensis
Lineage: Eukaryota; Viridiplantae; Chlorophyta; Chlorophyceae; Chlamydomonadales; Volvocaceae
Exons: 3
Coding region: 104-517 (137 amino acids)
Biological process (GO): protein phosphorylation
Molecular function (GO): calcium/calmodulin-dependent protein kinase activity; calmodulin binding
Source: RefSeq, a predicted model, not a curated record
CAGAAUCGUAGUUAAUUCAAAGUCAAUCACCCUUUCACGCAACCCGGUCCGGGUUCGAACUGCAUCUUUACCUUCAAGGUGGGCACAACGCAGCACUGAUAGGAUGGCCGCACAAGAGGUCCUGGAGUUGAACCAGAAAUUACUCUCAGCAAUUGGUGCUGGGGACUAUGCGACAUAUGAGGCCCUCUGCGACCCCAGCCUCACCUGCUUCGAGCCCGAGGCUGUGGGGCACCUGGUGGAGGGUCUGGACUUCCACAAGUAUUACUUCACAAUGCCAAGUCCCGCCGCCGCGCCCGCCACAGACGUGCCCAAGCCCCACGUGCUCAACACCAUGGCCUCCCCACACGUACGCGUUAUCGGCGACACGUGCGCGGUGGUGUCGUACAUCCGUCUGACCCAGAAGCUGGUGGGCGGCGCGCCCGUGACGGUGCAGGCGGAGGAGACCCGUGUGUGGGAGAAGAAGGGGGAUGGGCGCUGGGUGCAUGUACACAUGCACCGCUCGCUGAUCAAGCCGUGAGGGCUUUGUCGGGUUUUAGGGUAAGCUCCCCGAUCCCGCCAUUCCAGAUCACUUCGUGAGGUGUUCCGAGAGGUGAGCCGCCGCUGCUACUACCGCUACUGCAGCCUGCUGUUACUGCUAUUGUUGCUGAUUUGCUGCUGGUGCUGUGUCUGUGGGAUGGGAGGAUAUGUAGGGAGAGUAGGGCGGACUAGGUAUGCUGUUAUGCUGUCAGCCAGAAGUGAUGCUGGGAAGCCCUGCUGGUUGGCUGGGUAGUGGUUACUAAAACCUUUUUUAAUAACUUGUGAACAUGUAAUGGUUAGGCAGUUGCUGUAAAGAUUACAGCGGCAAAAGCGGUGCGCGGCAACUUUUUGUCAUGGUGUUGUGUGGCGAUGUCACGUGCGACAAGAAAAUGUCCCAAAACGUGUUCUGGGCCGGAUGGACGGAAGGGGGAGGCAUUGUGCUAAUACAAGGGCAUUUAGCUGUACAAGAUAUGGGAACUGAUGUAUCGCAAGACUUUGUUUGCUAACAGUACUGCCUGGUAGGAUAUGUUUGUAUAUUUGCAAGCUAUACCACUGCAUGCACACGGUUUGUGGUGCAAAGUGUACGCCGAGGCCGAGAAAGGUAUUAGUAAAGUGUACCAAUGCCGAAAAGGUAUGAAGAGAUGAGCGUGCGAUUGUACGUGUAGGCUCUGUGUGCGUAUCGUAAGGGCCGGGCUAGAUGCGGCUGCGGCUGCGGCCGGGCACAACUAUAUGGCUCUGGGGCUUUGAACCGAAUGUAACAACAACGGCUUUU